CCUGCAGUGCUGUGAGGAACAUUUUAACAGCAGUGCGCGUUCACAUGGUGUCAUACAUUUGGAGCUGUACGGAUGUGUAUGUGACAGAGCAGCAUGACUUGUAAUUGUCGGGAUGCUGGCUCUUAUGGCGGAGGGUGAAAUGGAGGGCGUGUAAGAGUAAGUGUCCUGCUCAUGCUCAGCUGCUUAAGGUGCGGUGUGAGUGUGGUGGGAUGAGAUGGGUGACGGGCAGCAGGGGGAGGCGGUGGGUGGUGAGUGUCGGCCCCAUGCCCUGUUCGACAGCUUCGUGCAGGCGUCGACGUGCAGGGAGACGCUGCGGGCGUUUCAGGAGCUGUGCAGAGAGCUGAAGCUGCAGCCUGGAGGCAAACCGUUCUUCUACCACACCCUGAGGAACAGACUGCACUACUGGAGGGCCAAAGCUCUGUGGGCCAAGCUGGACAAACGAGCCAGCCAGAAAGAGUACCAGAGGGGACGCGCCUGUACCAACACCACGUGUCUGAUAAUAGGCGCAGGGCCGUGUGGGCUUCGGACGGCUAUCGAGCUGAGCUUCCUGGGUGCGAGGGUGGUGCUGUUGGAGAAGAGAGAUGCUUUCUCCCGAAACAAUGUCCUCCACCUGUGGCCCUUCACCAUUCAGGACCUGCGCGGCCUAGGGGCCAAGAAGUUUUAUGGAAAAUUCUGCGCUGGAGCCAUAGAUCACAUUAGUAUCCGACAACUGCAGCUGAUGCUGCUGAAGGUGGCUCUGCUCCUGGGUGUGGAGGUUCAUGUGAACGUGGAGUUCAGGAGGCUGCGAGAACCUCCGGAGGACCAAGAGAAGCAAAGUGUCGGCUGGAGGGCUGAGGUCCAUCCGACUCCUCACCCAGUGAGUGAGCUGCAGUUUGAUGUGGUUAUCGGAGCAGAUGGCAGGAGGAACACUUUACCAGGGUUUCACAGGAAGGAGUUCCGGGGGAAGCUGGCGAUCGCCAUCACAGCGAAUUUCAUCAACCGCAACACGACAGCAGAGGCCAAAGUGGAGGAGAUCAGCGGUGUGGCCUUCAUUUUUAACCAGAGAUUCUUCCAGGACCUACGCAGCGCCACAGGUAUCGACUUGGAGAACAUCGUCUAUUAUAAGGAUGACACUCAUUACUUCGUCAUGACGGCCAAAAAGCAGAGUCUACUGGAGAAGGGAGUCAUCCUGCGAGAUUAUGCAGACACAGAGAUGUUGCUCUCUCGAGGUAACGUUGACCAGAAUGCACUGCUGGUGUAUGCCCGGCAGGCAGCAGACUUCUCCACCAAUCACCAGCUUCCGACACUGGACUUUGCCAUCAACCACUACGGGCAGCCAGACGUGGCUAUGUUUGACUUCACCUGCAUGUACGCGUCUGAGAAUGCAGCGCUGGUACGCCAGCGUAGGGGGCAUCCUCUGCUGGUCGCGCUGGUGGGAGACAGUCUGCUGGAGCCUUUCUGGCCAAUGGGGACAGGCAUUGCUCGAGGUUUCCUGGCUGCUGUGGAUACGGGGUGGAUGGUUCGCAGUUGGGGAUUGGGUGCUGCCCCUUUAGAGGUGCUGGCUGAGAGAGAGAGUGUGUAUCGGUUGCUUCCUCAGACAACGCCAGAGAAUGUCAGUAAGAAUUACAGCCAGUACAGCCUGGACCCUGCUACACGCUACCCCAACAUCAACACGCAGCUCAUCAGUCCAGCUCAGGUGUGUCACCUAAUAGACUCAGAUGAAGGGCCGAUACUGGGAGCAGACAUGGUCCUCUCUCCAACAUCAAUGCUCACACGGCAAGAUUCCACAGCUCGGUCGAAUAAGCUGCUGAGCUGGUGCCAGGAGCAGACGGAGGGUUACAGGAGUGUGUGUGUGACUGACCUCACCACGUCCUGGAGGAACGGGCUGGCUUUAUGUGCACUUAUACACCGAUACAGACCUGACCUCAUUGAUUACGACUGUCUGGAGGAGAGUGAGGCUGAGGUUAACUGGCAGUUAGGCUUGGACAUAGCCGAACGGGAGUUUGGCGUAUCCCCCAUCAUGACCAUCCAAGAACUGAGCAUGCUGGACGAGAGUGACUCACUCUGCAUGGUGAUGUACCUCAGCCAGCUCCACGACCUCCUUAAAGACACAGCGCCACUCAGUGAGAGUCUUAGUCCAGAGGAGAGAGCUGCUCUGCUCUCUAGCACCAAGUCUCCAAUGUGUUUACUCAACAGACUGGGACAGAGUCUGUCCCGCAAACGCAACCCCAAGGAUAAGAAAGAAAAAGAUGAAGAUGGAGUGGGCAAGAGAAGGAGAACAAGCCAAGCUGGCCUGUCGGAGGACGAGGAGGGUCCGAAAGAUCACCGUGAUGGCCAUGACCAGGCAGUGUCACCUGGCUCAGAGUCCAGGACGGUGACGGUUGCUGGCGGUAACCAGAGCAGAGUCAGGUCGAUGGCGACGCAGUUGUUGGCCAAGUUUGAAGAAAACGCCCCAUCACCUUCGGUCACUGCGAUGCGGAGACAGAGGUACAUUAAGAUGUACACAGGGGGAGUGAGCUCAUUGGCUGAGCAGAUAGCCAAUCAGCUCCACAGACAGCAGGAUGACCUCAAGCCCCUUCUUGACAAGCGGGAGCUGGGCUCUCAGCGGAAGGAGUUCCCGGUGAGCGUGGGUGGCAGCGAUGUGUGUUACUUCUGCAGCCGGCGAGUGUAUGUGAUGGAGAGACUGAGCGCCGAGGGGAAGUUUUUCCACAGGAGCUGCUUCCAGUGUGACCACUGCAACUCCACACUGCGUAUCUCCAACUACACCUAUGACCAGCUCCAAGGGAAGUUCUACUGUAAGCAGCACUACAGCUACAGGCUGGCGGGAUUGGCUCAGAGGAAGAGGCCGGCUCCGACCCCGGCAGUUCGUCCUACUCAGGCACCUCCUCCCACACCUCUGUCUGCCUCCUCCCUUGGAUCAGCAGGCACAGUGACUCCCCCAGACAGCUGGUCCUCCAGCACCCCUCCUGACCUGCAGUCCAGGCUGGCCAAGCGGCUGUGUGGCACGCCGGAGCGCAUUGAGCUGGAGAACUACAGGCCGUGCUUGCAGGAGCAGGGCAGCCCGCUGCAGGAGGUGCCGGAGGAGAUGUUGGCACAGCAUAACCUCAGCCUCAGCCUGCACGAGAAAGGGAGCGAGGAGCAGUCUAGUAGCUCAGAAUCAGAGCUAGAGGAACAGGGGGAGGCGUCCUGGAGGAGGAGUGAGGAGCCAGAGGCCGCGACAAAUGGAAUGAGGGAGUUGAACAGAGGGGUGGAGCAACGGGAGGAGGAAGAAGAGGACGAUGAGGAGGAUCGAGGGGAGGAGGAGGAAGAAGAAGAGGAGGUUUCUGAAGAAGAGGAGAAUGACGAGGAAUCCAGCGAUGAGGGUGAAUAUAGCCCUUGGGAGAGGGAGCGGUUUUCAGGGGUGUGGCUAGAAGAAGAGGAGGCAGGUGUGAUCAAAGAAUCCUCCGAUGAACAUGAAGUAAAAUCCUACUCAGACCGAAAACCUAAAUACUAUGACUUCCAGGAUAUGGAGCCCUGCGCCCUCGACAGAGACCGAUCUCUUCUUUCAGAAAGCACGGGCUUCACGGGCUCUACACAUGCCUUUACACCCACGUCCGACCUGCCUGUGACUCCAGAAGACCCGGUGACCAAGAGGUCAGAGGUUAUAGAGGAGUUCUGGCUGAAGAGUGCUGAGAUCAGGAAGAGUUUGGGGUUGACUCCACUGCCUAGAGAUCUGAAGGAUAUGGAUGGCUGCUCUACCCAAACAUCUAGCACUGGAGACACAUUUUACACCUCUGCUAUACACACACCAUCCCUUUAUACAUCCGCCUCUGACUCCCCCUCGCACACCCCUCACAAAUGUGACACAAGCAACCGAAACACAUGCACACACAACACUGAGACGGCUUCACUGACAGACCCUGAGAGCAGACAUACGCACUCCUUGUCCGGCACACCCUCGUCUGGCCGCUCACGCACCUCCGAAGCAGGGGAGGCGGGGUCCAUGCUGGAGGAGGUAGUAGGCCGCUGUUCGGUGGUCCAUAGACUUAACAUCACUCUGGAGGGUCAAGUGACUGAGGAAGGGAUGGGCCUGGCAUCUAACCCUGCCUCCAGCAGGGCUGAAACCAAUCACAGAGUUUCAGCACCUGCCUCAGGUCUUUUGAAUCCUCCAUGCAGUCCACCUGUAGCCUGCCGCUACCAGCUAGCAGUUGAACUGGCUCGAGAAAGGGAGAUUUUGGUGAGCUCUGAGUUGCAUCCAGGUCUGCUAAAGCAGGAUACGCUUAAAAAAGGCCUGGACAGAGCUCGGAGCCUCCCUCCAGAUGAGGUGGAGGUUUUAUGUGCAGAUGAAGCUCACCCCUGCUAUGCUACGUCAAAUCAAUUGCCACCAAGAGCUAGCAUCAUGGACUGUAACACAUCUAGCUUCCCUAGUAAAACCCCUGUCCCAGAGCAUGCUAGGAAGGACAAGAGUGCACCAGAAGGCAGGAGGACCCUACUGGAGAACCCUGUGCAGGUGGGAGGGGCUGAGGUAUGGCUGCGGAGGCCAGAGGUCAAGCCAGGGGCAGAGGAGAAGGAGAAGAAGCGGAGCUCACUCUUCUCGCCUCUGAAGAGCAGAAGGAGCGGGGAGACGCAGCAGGAAUCUGCCAAGCACAGGUCCCUGUGGAAGAGCGUCUUCUCCGGGUAUAAGAAGGAGAAGAAGAGGAAGGAGGCAGCAGCUCUGGCUGGCACUUUGCCGGCUGCUGCUGACCUGGAGAGCAGGACGAGAAUGGCUGGCCUCAGCAGAACCACAGACUUGCGCUUUAAGAAGAACCUGAGCUUCUCUGAAGACACAGACCUGUCUUGCAAUGCUGUGAUGGAGAGAUCUCCACUCAGAGCUCAGAAAGCAGGAGGCGAGGAGGAGCUGGAUGCCAAGCUGACCCGCAGAGUGCAAAGAGCCGCACGCAGGCAGGCCAAGCAGGAGGAGCUGAGGAGGCUGCACCGUGCCCAGAUAAUCCAGCGGCAGUUGGAGCAGGUGGAAGUGAAGCAGAGGCAGUUGGAGGAGAAGGGCAUCGCUGUGGAGAAAGCUCUCAGAGGAGAAGCAGUUGAACCCUUUCUUGGUUCCCCUCGUAGAAGACCUGUCUCCCUCUGUCCUUGUUGUUCCUCCGAAGCUAGAGCCAAAGGCACAGAGCACGACCACUCUGUCUACGUCUGUACGGUCUUUUUCCUUUAUGUAGUGCACGAGCCUCCGCUCCACCAGCUAAGGAUGGGGAAGAAGGAUGACCCCAGCCUGAUGCAGCAGUGGUUUAAACUGGUUCAGGAGAAGAACGCUCUGGUGCGCUACGAAUCUGAGCUCAUGAUUUUUGCGCGAGAGCUGGAACUGGAGGACAGGCAGAGUCGGCUGCAGCAGGAGCUGAGGGAGCGCAUGGCAGUGGAUGACCAUCUGAAGGGGGAGGAGGAGUUGGAGGAGGAGAAACGUAUCCUGGGGGAGAUGCUGGAUGUGGUAGAACAGAGGGAUGCUCUUGUAGCUCUCCUGGAGGAGCAGAGAGUGAGGGAGAGAGAGGAGGACAGCGACCUGGAGGCGGUCAUGCUGUCCAAGGGCUUCAGCCUGCACUGGGCCUGACGCACAAACACCCACACAUCUUGGUUUUAAUAGGAGUGAGCUGCCCCAUGUUUGCUUGGGGCUAUACUUGUGAAGUGUUCUAUACUGUCUGAGGCUUUGGCAACUGCACAAUGUAAAUAGUGUAUCUAUAUUCAGAGAGAGAGAGAGACCACCAUAAAAGAAUACGUCUCUCAAAUAAGCUGAAGGGCCAAAUAAAACUCCUGUAGAAACUGAAUGGAGAUGCCUUGCUGCCAAAUAGUAUUCUGCUAACUGAGCUAUGUUACUAUGCAUAUGUACACCUUAAACUUCUGCUUUUUUUAUUGUCUUAUUUUUUAUGUCUUUAUUUUAAGGAGAACCAAUGCAGCUAUAUUUGAGUAUAUUUUUGUUGUGCUUUUCAGAGAGAAUGACGUAGACAGGAAUCAAGCCAUUGUCAGUGCGCAGGAAUGUGGAUUGUAAAAUCUAAUUUAUGCAUUAUAGGCCUGUUGUUUUGAGCUGUGCUUGAAGAACUGAAACCGAUUCAUGGCAAACUGAUGUACAGGAGCCUUCCAGAGUUACUGUCAUCCUUUGAAAGAUGAGCUAAAGAGGCUAAUUUAAAAUGUUUUUGUUGUUUAUCAGCUUGAUUUUUUGAAAGAAAGCUAACAUCUGAGUGAGGUAAAAUUAUUACAUUUAAA
Colossoma macropomum (tambaqui) is the source of this 6204-nucleotide messenger RNA. RefSeq names its product microtubule associated monooxygenase, calponin and LIM domain containing 3b (gene mical3b). Bases 215 to 5554 code for a protein of 1779 amino acids. NCBI's taxonomy places the organism in Eukaryota, Metazoa, Chordata, Actinopteri, Characiformes, Serrasalmidae. Gene Ontology annotation, molecular function: protein binding; FAD binding. The transcript has 31 exons. The record is from RefSeq and is a predicted model, not a curated record.